Messenger RNA from Ostertagia ostertagi, 489 nucleotides. The record is from the annotation of a GenBank genome assembly. NCBI's taxonomy places the organism in Eukaryota, Metazoa, Nematoda, Chromadorea, Rhabditida, Trichostrongylidae.
AUGUACCGUUUUGCCACCCCGUUAGUCAGGACGUCUCGAAUCGCCAGAUCUCCCCACAGAAUCAUUGCGAUUCCGCAAACAUUGGUAAUCUUUGAAAUCGGCGUGGAAGGUCUCAUCGGAGAAUACGCCACGCUCAAACCUUAUCUUGCCAGCACUUAUUCAAGAGAGAUUUUCGAUCAGAACCCGACCAAGAAUCGGUACAAAGACGUCAUCUGUAAUGAUCUGACCCGGGUGAUCAUCAAAGAUGGUAAAGGCUCCGAUUAUAUUCAUGCUAACUACGUGAGAGGGCAGUGCCUCGUCAACACUUUCAUCUGCACACAGGGCCCAAUCAUGACAACAAUUGCUGAUUUCUGGCGCAUGAUUCUGUUCGAGCAUGUGUCCCAUAUUAUAAUGUUGUGCGACACGAUUGAGCAGGGCAAAAUGAAGUGCGAACAGUAUUGGCCCAAUGAGCAAGACGAAAAGAUGGAAAUCGGAGGUACGGACCACUAA